CGAGGCUGGCUAAUUCGGGACUUCCACUCUGACCAGUAUGGGACGUCUGUCGCACUCUCUUUACUGCUGUGUUUUUAUUGUAUUUGUCACGGUUUUGGUUUCUUCGGACGUCCCGACAAAGCCGAAAGUUUACACUCUCAACUUGGAUCUUCCACCAGAGGAAAGAUGGAUGCACAUAGUUAAAGAUUUCCCCCAGUUGGCAGAGAUCGCUGACACGGUUACGAGGCGUGUCAUCCCAGAAGAUGUGUACCCACUGGUUGACCAGUUGGCCCAGGAACUAGACAAGUAUCUGCCAGAACCUUUUGCUCAGGAAAUAAGAGUUUUCAACUUUAUUUUCAGGUUUUGUACCAGCAUAGUGGCCCAAGAUAAGAAUGGACUGAUAUGGCAUGCCAGGAAUUUGGACUAUGGUGGCAAGUACGGCUUCACUGAAAUGCUGAAGAAUAUUACUGCUAUAGUUCAUUUUCAGAAAGGAGGAAAGACUGUAUACAGUGCAGUAACAUAUGUGGGCUUUGCAGGCAUAGUUACAGGACAGAGACCAUAUGGAUUCACCAUCUCUAUUGAUGAGAGAGAUCAAGGAGCCUGGUGGAUGAAUGCACUCGUGGCUCUUCUGGACAGGCAAGCCUGGCCAGUUGGAUUCCUCAUUAGAAAAACUUUGGAAGAAGAAACCACAUUUGAAGGAGCACUGGACAGAAUAGUGACAACAGACACAAUAGCAGAGGGAUACUUCAUUAUAGGUGGCGCUAACAGCAGCCAGGGAGCAGUUGUUACCCGGGCCAGACUGCAGGCAGACAAUGUAUGGAAACUAGACAUCCCUAAUGGAAGAUGGUAUUUGGUGGAGACUAAUUAUGAUCACUGGGUGGACCCCCCUGCCACAGAUAACAGACGAACCCCGGCUAUGAAAGCAUUGAAUUCCACUGGCCAACAAAACAUCAACAAGGGCACAUUGUUUGAAGUAUUAUCGGAACCUCUUGUGGUAAACAGGCAUACCACGUACACUGCGACGAUGAGCGCUGGAAAACCGGAUGUCUUUGAUGCUUGGGUUCGCCAUUAUAACGGUCAAGCUUCAAAAAGGCUCCCGGAAGUUUUACAGAAGAAGUUUUUCAAGAUUGAGAAGAAUACGCUCAAAUAAAUCCAUUUUUAUUUGACUUGUUGUUUUAUCAUUGUUACAAACAAUCUAUGCAGAUUAAUCAUCAUUCAGAUUUCAGUGCAAGCACAACAAAUUUUUUUAUUUAAAUUAGAAACUUUUUUACCAAUUUUUUUCUGCAAGUGAUUUCAACUGUGAUAGAACGGAGAUUUUUUUAAAUCAUUUAUUGCAAUGGUUUAUGUAAAUAAAAUUUCAAAUAAGUUUA
Lingula anatina is the source of this 1349-nucleotide messenger RNA. RefSeq names its product N-acylethanolamine-hydrolyzing acid amidase-like. Gene Ontology annotation, biological process: fatty acid metabolic process. The record is from RefSeq and is a predicted model, not a curated record. Gene Ontology annotation, molecular function: fatty acid amide hydrolase activity. Gene Ontology annotation, cellular component: lysosome. Lineage: Eukaryota; Metazoa; Brachiopoda; Lingulata; Lingulida; Lingulidae.